Molecule: messenger RNA, 3048 nt
Organism: Megalobrama amblycephala (Wuchang bream)
Lineage: Eukaryota; Metazoa; Chordata; Actinopteri; Cypriniformes; Xenocyprididae
Gene: bace2
Product: beta-secretase 2
Exons: 9
Coding region: 252-1763 (503 amino acids)
Biological process (GO): membrane protein ectodomain proteolysis; amyloid-beta metabolic process
Cellular component (GO): membrane; trans-Golgi network; endosome
Molecular function (GO): aspartic-type endopeptidase activity
Source: RefSeq, a predicted model, not a curated record
CCGUGCCUCUGGCCCUGAUUAAACGCUGGAAUGUUUGGAUAUGCUCGUCAUAUCCGUCAUAUGCUCUUUCAGGAAGUUAUCAAUUGAACACAUUACACACAUACUUUAUUUCCCCGCGGCAUGUGUCUGGUUCACAUACUCUCUGCUGCCGAAGAUUAUUCCCAUAACUAAUAAUCAGAAUGGGACUAUCAAUGACAGAGUCCUGCACUCUGAAGCGAAGCUGAGUGUGUGUCAGGCUGAAGUUUGGCGAGAUGCGGCUCUACGGUCUCCUGCUACUCUCUCUUUCCUUCUGGACGUCUCAUGCAGUGUUCAAAAUACCUUUAAAGAUAUUUGCUGGGAACUUCAACGCGUCUGCACAGCUGGACCUCCGGCCUCUGAGACGGGAUGAAGGCGCCGCGGAGAGCGGACUGUCCCUGGCUUCAGAUCCGGCCGGGAUUGUCAACUUUCUGGACAUGAUCGAUAAUUUAAAAGGAGACUCUGGCAGGGGGUAUUACAUGCAGAUGGUCAUUGGGACUCCUGGACAAACGCUGAACAUCCUGGUUGAUACUGGAAGCAGCAACUUUGCUGUAGCUGCAGCAGCACAUCCUUACAUCACACACUACUAUAACAGAGCACUUUCUAGUACAUAUCAGAGCACUGGGAGAGCAGUUGCAGUAAAAUACACACAGGGAGAAUGGGACGGAGAACUGGGAACUGACCACAUCACCAUUCCUCAAGGGCCCAGUGGUACCAUCACCAUCAACAUAGCUGCAAUCCUCACCUCAGAAGGCUUCUUCCUGCCUGGAAUCAAUUGGCAGGGAAUUCUUGGACUUGCAUAUCCUCUACUGGCUCGGCCCGACCCAUCCGUGGAGCCCUUCUUCAACUCUGUUGUGCGGCAGACUGGCAUUCCAGAUGUGUUUUCUCUCCAGAUGUGUGGAGCAGGGGUCUCUGCCAGCACUACAGCUGACCCAGCAGGUGGAAGCCUGAUCAUGGGAGGAGUGGAGCCAACCUUGUACCAGGGUUCAGUCUGGUACACACCAGUCCUGGAAGAGUGGUACUAUCAAGUGGAAGUCUUGAAGCUUGAAGUUGGAGACCAAAAUUUAAACCUAGAUUGCAAAGAGUACAACUCGGAUAAAGCCAUUGUGGAUAGCGGGACGACUCUACUGCGACUUCCCGGAAAUGUGUUUAGUGCUGUGAUGGAGGCUAUUAUGCAAACAUCAUUGAUUGAGGAUUUCUCAGCUGGAUUUUUUGACGGCACUAAGCUUGCAUGUUGGAUGAGAGGAGAAUCACCAUUGAGGCUUUUUCCGAAACUCUCAAUCUACCUCAGAGCAACGAACACCAGCCAGUCCUUCCGCAUCACCAUCCUCCCACAGCUGUACGUCCAGCCGGUCACAGAUAUCGACGGCACAUUGGACUGUUUCCGUUUCGGAAUCUCCCCUUCAGCCAACGGAUUAGUCAUUGGAGCCACUGUGAUGGAGGGCUUCUACGUCAUCUUUGACCGCGCACAAAAGAGGGUGGGCUUUGCUGUUAGCACAUGUGCAGAAAACGGCGGUGUACCAUUUGCAGAGAUCGCAGGGCCUUUCCCAGCUGAGGGCGUAACGUCAGACUGCACAAGCGGCGUGUCUCUUAGGGAGCCUAUGAUGUGGGUGAUCGCAUACGGUCUGAUGGGCAUAUGUGCGGUGGUUCUGAUCAUACUCCUCGUCCUGCUCGUCCUGCCCUGCCGAUGCCACAGAGACGGCGAGAUCACGGACGAGUCCUCGCUGGUGCGGCAUCGCAUCAAGUGACGUCAGGCGUUGAUGGAAGACGAGGAGACACCAACUCAGCAAAGCAGGGCUGAAGGGAACUCGGGGCAGGUAACGGGGGUGAACACGCUGCACUGACAUUUGCCCAAGAUCACAGAUUCCCGUUUGUCUGGGUGGAAGAUUUGAACAUUUCUUGACACUUGUGGACAUUUACGGUAGAUUGAACUUUUCAAGCAGGACAAAACUACUGAAGGAUGAAGGAAUCAUGAUUAUUAAUGUGACUUUUAUGGUAUUAUUAUAAACAAAAGUGCCAAAAUGAGUAUCAAGAAAGAUUGGAGAAAUCAGCAUUACCCUAUACUUCACUUUAAAGUAUGCUGCUCUUUUUUUAUUCUUAGUCUUCAAUAUAAUUGUGUCAGUUAAGCUACUGUAAAUCAGCAAUGGUCUAAAUGAGGUUCAAGUACUGUUCACAUCUACAGGCUUUCUUGUCCUUUUAGAUGCAGUACUUUGAAAGGAACAAUUCACCCAAAAAUAUACUCACUUUUAUGUUGAUUCAAACGUGUAUAAUGCAGAUGUUCGGCAGGACGUUAUGCUGCUCUUUUACGUAUAAUGACAGUAAGUGGGGAGGGAUGCAGUUGAGGUCAAAAAUGAAAACCCAUGCUAUUGUAAUGGCUUCAGAAGACUUGUUAUGCAGCACACAAGCUGUAUGGACUGUUUAUAAUCUUUUUGUGAGGUAGUCGUGGCCUGUAUUCAGGAGCUUUCACAGAAAACGAACCACACACAAUUAAAUAAUAAACCUGGUUUCACUUUCACUGGGCAGAGACCGCAGGAGAGUUCAGCGUGCCGCCAUUAAAGGUCACUCAGAAUGUAUGUCACAUAAAUAUAUAAAUUUCUUCUUCAUGUCUGUGUGAUUGGUAGAACGACGUCAUUCUCAUACCAGCAGAGCAGAUUAUAAUAAAGAUUUAAAACGGGGAAACUCUUCUCUAAUUUGAGGGUUGUGCCUUUCUUGUGUAAAAACUACCCUUGAUUAAAAAUGAUCUUUUGCCCUAGUUAAGCUGUGACCCCUGAGGGUCAUGGGAUUGGGUUUAUUUAAAAUUUAAUUGUGUUAUUAAUUCCCCUAGAUUGAAGAUUUCUUUCAUUUCUGAUCAGGAUAUUUAAGAAAGACUGGCAAAAGAGGACAAAACUGUGUUUUACAUGCUGUGUUUUUGUGGUCUGGUAUGCUUCUUUGAAUUUUAUGCUCUGUGUAAUUGAUUUUGGAUUGAUAUUUUGUUUUCUGAUUCUUUAAUUGACAUGUGCAGUCCUGCCUGGUAAAUAAAUUGUUAGAAUGGAA